AUGAUGUCGUCCACUGCUACACCCCGCUCGGCGGGUACUCCGGCGGGCCCCCGUCUCGCCCCCGGAUCUGUUCCGGCAGCACCACCGACGGCAACAACGCCGACUCGGUUUUAUCACAACAACGAAGUCCCUCGCCUGUCGAAGGCCCUUUCGGUGGUGGCGAACCUUCUUAAAUCGCCUGCCAAGGUGUCCAGUCGCUUGUUCGACGUCGGCAAGGCUAUUGUCCUCCUCGCCCUGACCCAGAGAUUCUCACCCACCUCCAUCAAAGUGCGGCAGCUCGAACAGUCGUCUGGUGCCGAUCGAAGCCGCGGCGCCGUCAACACCAUCUCAACCUGGGCGAGGCAAGUCAGCAAACAGCGCGCGAACAAGGACCAGGCCGUGCUCGAGCUCCUCGACAACGCGGCGAGAGCCGCUCCCGCCACGAAGCAGACGCUGCUCGAACACUUCGGCAUGGGAGGAACGAAUCCGGCGUCCGUGUGCAAGGAGCUUAGCAUCCUGCUCACGGCGUUGAUCAAGGAGCUGCACGGCGAGGCGGGAAGCGAUUCUCCUUCCCCCUUUUCUUCAUCGGCGACCAGUGGCGACAAAGGCGGCAUGGCUACGGCAGCAGCCGCCCCCUCUGCCGACUCUGCCACCACUGUCGCCGCCAUCGCCACAGACGACGUCGUCCCGCGUCGCAGACUGCCGGCCUCAACGGAUAGCGCAGUGACCGGGGCGGACACAGCAGUCCAGGCUUCGCUCGAGGGGGUGAAUGCUAAAUCGGCGAUAGCGAUCGCGGCCACGGCUACGGCGGACGAAAGCAAGCGCCAGUUCCGUGCUCCGCCUGCCACCGCGACCGCAGCCGAGGUCGGUGCGACGGCAGGCGACGUGGUCGGGCCGGGCAAACCAUCAGCAUCCUCACACAAUGAGGAGAACAUCGGCAGUGCCGCUGCUACGCCCGGUAUGGUAGUGCCUGCUUCUCUCGAGACCGGCACUCCUGCACCUGGCGUCAAGUCAGUUUCCGCCGCCCCCGCCGACAUGGCGGCGUUGUGUCGAGGCGGUCCCAGCAGCAGCAGGAAGUGCUCUGCUCUCAAGGUGGGCAAGGGAGAGGGGGGCUGGGGAGGUGGGCGAGGUGGUGGACACCUCGUGAAGGAAGGCCACGUGGUGGGAACUAGGGAUGGUCGCAGCUCUACGGUUCGUCAGGGCAGCAACCGCCAGAAACCGACCGUUGUCAAUGCCGGUCGACCAAGUGCGCCGGCAAGCGCCAACGCCGCGGCAAGAGCGCGGUCGCGGGGCUUAGCCUUCAUCGCUCGCCCGGCCGGGACGCCGUUCAGCAGCGGUGCUGGUGAACGAGGAGUUCCGCGUGAUCGUCAGGUUAAGGCGGCGGCAGCGAACCGCGCACCAGGAGGUGUAAGGGGAGGAGGCCCUCGCAAGCAAGGCUGCGAGCUCUCGCGGUCUGAUCGCGAUGGCGCUGUCGCGGCGGCGACGGCGUUAGCGGCAGCAUCAGCGGCAGCGAAACCCGCAGCAGCUGCAGCGGGUAACUUUGCCCAGGAGAAGCGUGGUGAGAACGAUGGCGUCCGUGAUGACGAGGGUGCUGGAGGCAACCACCGCCACCGAACGCGCCCAAUGGUAAUGCAGCUGUCCCGACCCACUCACCGCCCACUUCGCGACCGAUCCCAGCAAGACUCUCCUAACACGAACACCUCUGCCGAGCUGAGGCGGACCAAGGGCCUCCUCAGCAAGGCCCUGAGCGACCAGGAGAGGCUAGCCGCGGCCCUUGUUCAGCAACGGAAGCUGCAUCAAGAAGACGUCGAGCGUCACGCGGCCGAGUUGCGAGAGAUGCGCAAGGAGAACCUUGUCUUGGACGGACAGCGAAGUCGUCUGGAGGCCCUUCUGCUGCAGGCUUACCGUGAUAUGACCGAGCUUCAAGGGCAGAAGACCGAGACGGAAUCCCAUGAGGACGACGAGUCUAAGCACACGAGCGUUCCCUGCGGCUGUCCCCGUCCCGAGGAGGGCGGAAACGAUAGCGGCGGAGGCGGGGGCGGCGAUGACGACCAUCACCACGAGCCCUCCAAGCACGUCUCAGCAGGGCUGCCCUCACCUGGCUCCUACGCCGGCUCCGACGCGUCCGGCGGCAGCGGAGCAGAGGGCACGCGCGGGAGCGACGACCACGAGCCUGACGGCCACGACCGCUUCGAGGAGCCCUGCCUAGACACCGCUCUCGACAGGUUCAACGGGGUCGGGUUCCUGGCGUCGCUACUCCCACUGAGCGGCAGCCACGGAGGAAGCGGAGGCGCACGCGGCGACAUUGUUGCUGGGGUGGUAGCGACCGAGAAGGGGGCGAAGCUAGGUGAAGGAGGAGGCGGAGGCGUCUUCGACCUGAAGAUCGCCGAUGAACAGCUUCAGGGCCAAUUUGCCGCGGCCGGCGUGGGACAAGGACUUGUCUUGAAGACCCUCAAGAAGCCGAAGAAAGGGACAAGGGACACGGGAAUGAGAGAGAUCAGGAUGCUGGCGAGCUUCAUGCCCACCUGCCACCCCAACAUCACGAACGUGUUCGCGACAAACAUUGCAACGCGGAGCAUCGUUAUGGAAAAGAUGCAUAUGGACCUGGAGCACCUGCUCAACCACACAAGGGAAGAUAUCGACCGGGUAUCACAAGAUCAGAUGGUCCGGCUGAUCUGCGGCGCGGCGCUAGGUUUGAAGUUCAUGCACGAGAUGGGCUUUGCGCACGGAGACGUAAAACCUGCGAACAUGCUCGUGUCCGACGACCUCAGAGAGUGCAAGAUAUCCGACUUUGGGAGUGUCGGAAGGCUUGGUGUGGCGAAUGUGGGAGACGUGACGCUGCCAUUCACGCCUCCCGAGGCCAUGGGCGUCGCCAACGGCUGGAAAGUUCCGCUGAAGGCCUCGAUGGACGUGUGGUCUUUCGGGAUGGUCGUCUUGCAGGCGACGUCAAGGGCAAGGUGUCUGCCCACAGACCACGAAGUGCUAGGCGAUCACAUUCACAGCAUCUUGCCCACUGAGCGCCAAUCCUGGAUCGCCCAGGCCCAUGAAGCGAUGAUGGUUGCCAACGACAACUUUUAUUACAUCGCCUGCGGGCGGAGCAAGCGCACGCAGGAAAAGGCGUCGUCGGAUAUCAUUCGGCUGAGGGAGGUUUAUUUCGGCACGUAUGCCAAGACGAAAAAGCUGGACAAUUUCAUCCUGUCCCGGAGAGUGUGGCCAGACCAGCGGGCUUUCCGGCACCUGCCCGAAGUGCGGAAGGUGCUGGGCGCGAUGAUGGCUGUAGACCCCCGCGAGAGGAUCAACAUGAAAACUGUGGCGCUCUUCCUCAGGCACCCCGGGCUGUGGGCUCGCACAACAACCGGGCUUCGAGCAGCAGCUUCUGCCGACGCGCCAGGACUGCCCGGGGCGCCGACGGCACCAGCAGCAGCAUCGCCGUCCCCCGGUGACGGUAGCGGCAAGACGAGCCUCGAUUUCAAGCCCGUUCCCGAGACCGCCCACACGCUGCUCUCCGUCCUCGAUGAGGCCACUAACCACGACAUGGUUUUCACGGCGGACGGACAGGUCGUGCCCGGCGACCGCGCUGAAGUACCAUCCUGGUUGGAGGUAGAGAUGGCGAGGAAAGACGGUGCGUGGUGGCAGAAUGUACCCAUCCCUACGGCGUUGGCGCGCAAGGCUCCACGGCGGCAGUUCAGGGUUUAG
Messenger RNA from Ectocarpus siliculosus, 3675 nucleotides. The record is from the annotation of a GenBank genome assembly. NCBI's taxonomy places the organism in Eukaryota, Phaeophyceae, Ectocarpales, Ectocarpaceae.